UCUUGCCGUGGACGGAUCUCGUCUUCAGGCUGCUAUAUCCAUUUGUCUUUUACUAAAGACUUCUGCUCUUCCUAUCCAAACCCAUGGAGUCUCUUUUGGGGGCUACACUGUUUCUGAUACUAGUGACGGCAUCAGCAGCUCAGGAUGCCUGCAUUUGUGAAACAAAUAAACAGACUGUUUGUAACAGGAACCAAUUUUCUAACUGCGAAUGCAGAGCAGUAGGUUCCAAUCAGCUAGUGGAUUGUACUACACUAACUUCUAAAUGUCUACUGAUGAAAGCAGAAAUUAUCCCCGCAACAAAAAGGAGCUUCCAAAAGCCAGAAGGUGCCAUUCCGGACAAUGAUGGACUUUACAACCCCGACUGUGAUGACAACGGCAACUUCAAGGCAAGGCAAUGCAACCAGACAGACACUUGUUGGUGUGUGAACUCUGCUGGAGUAAGGAGAACGGAUAAGGGGGAUAAAAGCAUGAAAUGCAGUGAGCUUGUCAGAACAAACUGGAUCUUCAUUAACCUGAAACACAAAGAGAGGGAAGGCUCCUUCUCUGAGCAUGAAUUGGCGAACAGUCUCCGACAGCUCAUUCAGAAUCGAUACAAGCUCCAACAACAUUACAUCACAGCUAUUGAGUAUGACUCCCCAUUCAUCCAUAUUGACUUGAAACAGAAUGCUACCCAGAAGUCUCAUGAAGAUGUCGAUAUAGCAGAUGUAGCCUAUUACUUUGAAAAAGACAUGAAGGGUGACUCUGUUUUUCGUCAUGGCAUGUUUAAUCUCUCUGUCAAUGAGGAACCUCUUGAUAUUGAAGAAAUCCUUAUCUACUAUGUUGAUGAAAAACCAGCAGAGUUCUCUAUGCAACGCUUGACACCUGGCAUUAUUGCUGUGGUGGUGGUGGUCAUUUUGGCCAUUAUCAUUGGGAUUACUGUGUUUGUGAUUACCAGGAGGCGGAGCUCUGGCAAGUACAAGAAGGUUGAGAUUAAGGAGAUGGGAGAAAUGAGAAGAGGGCAAAAUUCAUAGUUGCCUCAGUUUGAAGGAAAGACUAUGACUUUGACACUGAGGAAAUGGAAGGAAGAUGGCAAGAUGAU
Molecule: messenger RNA, 1078 nt
Organism: Gekko japonicus
Lineage: Eukaryota; Metazoa; Chordata; Lepidosauria; Squamata; Gekkonidae
Gene: TACSTD2
Product: tumor-associated calcium signal transducer 2
Exons: 1
Coding region: 84-1010 (308 amino acids)
Cellular component (GO): membrane
Source: RefSeq, a predicted model, not a curated record